Molecule: messenger RNA, 1083 nt
Organism: Macrosiphum euphorbiae (potato aphid)
Lineage: Eukaryota; Metazoa; Arthropoda; Insecta; Hemiptera; Aphididae
Source: the annotation of a GenBank genome assembly
AUGACCGAUUAUGAAAUUGGGCUUCAAAAUGCACUGAGAAAUACUUAUCCACAAGCACAAAUAACUGGAUGCUUUUUUCAUUUUGUUCAGUCAUUACAGAAAAAAAUUAACACACUUGGAUAUAGUCGAUAUGUAAAACAAAAUGCUAACGCAAAGAUGUGUCUUAGAAUGACAUCAGUAUUACCAUUGCUCCCUAAGGAACAAAUCCGAGAAGGUUUUGAGCAGAUAAAAAUAUAUGCUAGAAAUAACGGAGCAUUAUUGCCUCGUUUUUUCACAUAUUUUUCUAGUUUUUGGCUUCGUGAGAAUGUGUUGGAAAAUUUGUCAGUUUUUGGUCAAUAUAGACGAACAAAUAAUAAUAUUGAAUCUUUUCACAGCAACUUGAAACAAACUUUUCAAGUAAAUCAUCCCAACUUGUGGAUAGUAUUGGAACACUUACACAAAACUAGUAUGAAGUACCAUAUUGUUAUUAACCAGCUUGCUUGUGGUAAUCAAGUGACAAGGUCAGUAAAAAUGAAGUACAUUUUAAAUUCAUUGAGAAUUAAGAAUUCUAGUUUAAAAUUAAGAGCUGGUACAAUCACAAUAAGUGAAUUUUUAUUGCAAUGCUCUCAUUCAACAAAUGGGUAUCUUACAAGAGAACUUAACUGGACUGGAAAUGAUAAUCUACCUAUAAUACCAGAAAUUAUUGCUGAGCCACUAGGUAAUCCCGUUAAUUUUGGAAUAGUGGCAGAACCUGACAUUUUAAUCGAACCUAGAGAGCGAGAAAACAUUGGACCCGAAUGGAGAGAAGAGGAUUUCAUUUUGCCUGAGGAUUUAGAUUCUGUGCAAAAUAUGAUAGUGGCAAUUGAGGAGAGAAGGUUGGCAGACGAAAGACAAAAUAUACCAUAUGCUCCUGUUCCAGAUGUUUUGCCACAAGCUGCCGAUGAGAACAUGUGCGUUGUAUGUUUGGUAUGUGAAAGACAGAAUGCUCUUAUACCGUGUGGACACCAAGUGUUAUGCUUACUAUGUUCAGUAACUAUAAAUCCAAAAAAAUGUCCGAUGUGCAAUUCUUAUUUUACUGCAACACUUAGAGUUUAUUCAAAUUAG